Molecule: messenger RNA, 894 nt
Organism: Acanthosepion pharaonis
Lineage: Eukaryota; Metazoa; Mollusca; Cephalopoda; Sepiida; Sepiidae
Source: the annotation of a GenBank genome assembly
AUGGCAUUUUAUCAAUGCGGAAUUGACAGGUGCCUCCUUUUAUGCCCUGGGGUCAAUACGGCUAGCUAUCUCAUUCUGUUCAUAAGUAUCUAUCUAUCUAUCUAUCUAUCUAUCUAUCUAUCUAUCUAUCUAUCUAUCUAUCUCAUUCUCGAGCUAGAUAUCUCAUUCUGUUCAUAUCUAUCUAUCUAUCUAUCUAUCUAUCUAUCUAUCUAUCUAUCUAUCUAUCUAUCUAACGUAUUUCAUCAUUCAAAAAUCUUUUCAUCUAUCUAUCUAUCUAUCUAUCUAUCUAUCUAUCUAUCUAUCGAAGGCAUUUCUCAGCAUUUUUCUUUUCUUGAUUUUAUUUUCUUUAUUCGCUGGCGUUUGAAGUUCUUUCGAAUAAUCUUUCUUGUUUCUCCUUCAUAUUUCGUUCUUUUAAUUCUUCUCCGUUUCCAAUUUCUCUUUUUCCCAUUCAGUUCUAUUUACGCACUUCCUGGACCCAUUCUUAAUGUUUGCGAGGCUAUAAUUUCUUUUUCUAAAACUAUCCAUCUAUCUAUACCACUCUCUCUCUCUCUCUCUCUCUCUCUCUUUCUUGCCUUACAUCUUGCCUUCCAAGUUUUUCCUUCGUACAUACCCCACCCCACUCCCGCAUCCCAAUUCCUUACGCCACUCCCUUCUCCCCUCAUCACGCGUCUCUUCCUGUCACCCACACCUAUCCCCAAUCCCCUCACCUUUGAGUGUAGGCCGUAUGCCUUCGGUUGGGCUGCCCGUGUCUCUAUAGCGGCUGUAAACCUUCUCGGCGAGACAGGGGAGCCUCUGUUCCUAUCUAUCUAUCUAUCUAUCUAUCUAUCUAUCUAUCUAUCUAUCUAUCUAUUAAUUGCUAUGCAAGCUGACGAACAGGAAACUGAUAAAUUAUAA